Loxodonta africana (African savanna elephant) is the source of this 3133-nucleotide messenger RNA. RefSeq names its product NFS1 cysteine desulfurase (gene NFS1). Gene Ontology annotation, cellular component: cytosol; mitochondrion; nucleus. The record is from RefSeq and is a predicted model, not a curated record. NCBI's taxonomy places the organism in Eukaryota, Metazoa, Chordata, Mammalia, Proboscidea, Elephantidae. Bases 88 to 1461 code for a protein of 457 amino acids. Gene Ontology annotation, biological process: [2Fe-2S] cluster assembly. The transcript has 13 exons. Gene Ontology annotation, molecular function: pyridoxal phosphate binding; cysteine desulfurase activity.
CCUCUUCCGGGGCACGAGGCAACACUUCCGGGAUUUCAGGGCUGAGGACCGCCGCCACUUCGGGCGGGGGACUCUGCCAUCUAGACCAUGUUGCUACGAGUCGUCUGGAGGAGGGUGACCGCAGCCUUGACUGCUGCUCCUCGAUCGAAGUCUGGGGCGCCCAUUCGGGGGCUGCGCUUGCGCGUUGUAGAUCAUGCUCCGCAGUCAGCUAUUCCCUCAGAUACGGUCCCUGCUCCAGAGGCAGAGCCAGUGCUGCGACCUCUCUAUAUGGAUGUGCAAGCUACAACUCCUCUGGACCCCCGCGUGCUUGAUGCCAUGCUCCCUUACCUAGUCAACUACUACGGGAACCCACACUCCCGGACACAUGCUUAUGGCUGGGAGAGUGAGGCAGCCAUGGAACAUGCUCGCCAGCAAGUAGCAUCUCUGAUUGGGGCUGACCCUCGUGAGAUAAUUUUCACCAGUGGUGCUACUGAAUCCAACAACAUAGCAAUUAAGGGUGUGGCUAGGUUCUAUAAGUCACGGAAAAAGCACUUGAUCACCACCCAGACUGAACACAAAUGUGUCUUGGACUCCUGCCGUUCACUGGAAGCUGAGGGCUUUCAGGUCACCUAUCUUCCAGUGCAGAAGAGCGGAAUCAUCAACCUAAAGGAACUAGAGGCUGCCAUCCAGCCAGAUACCAGCCUGGUUUCAGUCAUGACUGUGAACAAUGAGAUUGGAGUGAAGCAACCCAUUGCGGAAAUAGGGCGGAUUUGCAGUUCCAGAAAGGUAUAUUUCCACACCGAUGCAGCCCAGGCCGUUGGGAAAAUCCCACUUGAUGUCAAUGACAUGAAAAUUGAUCUCAUGAGCAUCAGUGGUCACAAGAUCUAUGGUCCAAAAGGGGUUGGUGCCAUCUACAUUCGCCGCCGGCCCCGUGUGCGUGUGGAGGCCCUGCAGAGUGGAGGGGGGCAGGAACGGGGUAUGCGGUCUGGGACAGUGCCCACACCCUUGGUGGUGGGGCUGGGGGCUGCGUGUGAAGUGGCACAGCAAGAGAUGGAGUAUGACCACAAGCGGAUCUCCAAAUUAGCAGAGCGACUGACACAGAAGAUAAUGAAGAGCCUUCCAGAUGUGGUGAUGAAUGGGGACCCUGAGCAUCAUUAUCCAGGCUGUAUCAACCUCUCCUUUGCAUAUGUGGAAGGGGAGAGUCUACUGAUGGCGCUCAAGGAUGUUGCCUUAUCCUCAGGGAGCGCUUGUACCUCUGCCUCCCUGGAGCCCUCUUAUGUCCUUAGAGCGAUUGGCACUGACGAGGAUUUAGCUCAUUCUUCCAUCAGGUUUGGCAUUGGCCGCUUCACUACAGAGGAAGAAGUGGACUACACAGUGGAGAAAUGCAUCCAGCAUGUGAAGCGCCUUCGAGAAAUGAGCCCUCUCUGGGAGAUGGUACAGGAUGGCAUUGACCUCAAGAGCAUCAAGUGGACUCAACACUAGAAGAGUAGUCACUUGUGUGGUCCCGGCCUCUCCUGCCUCGCUGAUCCAUGCACCUCAGGCACCUUGUUACACCAGAGGGUGUUCCAUGUUCAAACCAGAAUUGCUAUAGCCCAGAUGACUUUAGCAUCAGCCCACCUCCAAGACAGAAACACAAGAAAACUAUCUUUCCCCAGCCUCCGGUUCCUUUGGUGGGAAAUAUUCCCGCAUUUCUCUCCAGAAGUCUUCCUUUGGUGUUACAGUGGGUGGGCAUUCGAAUCAUGAAGCAGUAGGGUCAUUUGGUACUGCUGCUGGUCAUGCCUGUGUACUUGGAAAGAGCCAGAGGAAAAGGAAGAAGGCUCUUUAGGACGCCAAUGCUCUACAUGGACUUUUGAGUUGUUACUUCCUGCUGCUCAACUGGAUUGGCUCCCUCAGGAAUAAGCAUAAUCAACUGAGAUUUAAUUUUUUUGUGUGUUUCCAAAGGUCACCUCUUCAUACUGAUUGUAGACUGAACAGCAUGUUACUUAGAAGGCUUAUUUCCUGUUUUCAUCCUCUUUCCUUUCUUUUUACCUAACAGAGCUAGAAAACAAGUAUAUGACUCUAUCCACUAUUAAAAUAAGUUAUGUUUCUCUCCUUAAAAGUUGUUAAUUUAUAGAUUGGAGAAGUAAAUUCACCUUCUAUUUGCUCUGUGACUUUUGUGAAAGUCUCAGGGCAAAGUGGAAGGUGCCCUUGGAAACUGUGAGCAGACCAUCACUCCACUUGAUUUCCGUAGAUGACUGGAUCUGUUUGCAUCCCUGUUCAUUCUGCAGUUACUGUAGUGCCUGCCAGGAGCCCAGCAUUAUUCUGGGUAUUGGAGUUGUACCGGUUAACAGGACCAAAAAGAACCCUGUUUUCAAUGAAAUUGCAUUCUAGUGGAGAGACAGAAAAUAAGAAGUAAACAAAUAAGACUCUUAUAGAUUGUCAUACGUGCUAUGGAAGAAAUAAACAGAGUGUUAGGGAGAGUCUCCUACCCUGGGUGUUCUAGGGAUGAGCGUUUCAGGCAGAAGGAACAGCAACAGCAAAGGAUCUGAGGUGUGGAAAAGCAUGGUGUCUUUGAGAAAUCAAGAGAAGGCCAAUACUACUGGAGCAAUUUUCUCAUUUGUGGGUCUAAACUCUUAGGUGAAUAGUUACCAGCACUAAAAAAUGAGAGAAAAGAAAAUGUUAAAAUACCUCAUACACAUAUUAAAAUUUUUCAUUUUGAUUAUGUAUUUGGUUACAUAUACCAGGUCCAAAUGUAUGAUUGUGGGUAAGGGUCAAAAUUUGAAAGUAACUGGGCAAAAGUAUGGUGAAUGAAGAUGGUCAAGGGAAGGAGAAGAUGAAAUUAGAUUUUUUAUUAUUAAUCAACUUUUUAUUUUGGAAUAAUAUUAGAUUUACAGAAAAGUUACAAAUACAGUACAGUUCAUAUAUCCAUCUAGUUUCUUCUAAUUUUAAGAUUUUACAUAAAACUGUGGUACCUUUGUCAAAACUAAGAGAUCAAUAUUGGUAUGUUACUAUUUACUAAACUGCAGACUUUAUUCAGAUUUCACCAGUUUUCCCACUAACGUGCAUUUCUGGUUCUAGGAUCCAAUCCUGGAUACCACAUUGCAUUAGGAAGUUUUGUUUUCAAUGAACUGUGCAUUCCUACAAAGAGUAUAUAUAAAGUAUAAACCAAACCAGA